Molecule: messenger RNA, 2961 nt
Organism: Lentinula edodes (shiitake mushroom)
Lineage: Eukaryota; Fungi; Basidiomycota; Agaricomycetes; Agaricales; Omphalotaceae
Exons: 17
Coding region: 55-2757 (900 amino acids)
Molecular function (GO): carboxypeptidase activity
Source: RefSeq, a predicted model, not a curated record
AGCUCAGACUGCGCUUUUCAAUCUUGCUCCAAAUGUGGAGGCAAAGUCACAUAUAUGCAUACCAAGAAAGAUGGUAUACCCAAUCCUGCCACCGCAGCGGCACCCCAUAGCCGUCGUCGAACCGUUUUACAUCGUUCUCUCGCAUGCUUCGCAAUAUUAUAUGGUCUGCUUGUCGCAAUUAAGACAGCGCAAAACAUGAGUCAACGUUCCUUCUUCAAUAGGAAAGGUCCUUUUGAGAGACCAUUGACGGGUAGAGCGGCAGAGAAAUACUUUUUAGAAGUUCCAAAUGAGGAGAGCUGCAUUCAAGCCUCUCGUGAUUAUACUGCUGCACCUCAUCGUGCGGGGUCCGAUCGUGAUUUGCAGACGGCCAAAGAUUUCCUUACUUUUCUUCAAAGCGAACUUGGAAUCAAAGCAUCCUCGGAACCUCCGAUCUUUCCCGCCGGUUCGAUUCACUCUCGCCAUGCAACUCUGAUGAUUCCCAAGGCCCCUGUCCCUUAUGCCUGGAUCGACACGUACUAUCCCCUAAUGAAUACACCUUUGGAGAGAAGUCUUCAGACGCUGGAUGCGGAUGGUAAAGUUUUAUGGGAGGCAGACUUGGAAGAACACGCUGAAGAAGAGGAUCCCGAAGCACACAAAUUCAGCAAUUCAGUUCCAACGUUCCAUGGUCUCAGCAAAGGAGCUGACGUUACUGGCAGGCUGAUUUAUGCAAAUUACGGACUGAUUGAGGAUUACGAUGCUCUCGUCGCACAAGGUGUCAACUUCACUGGCGCCAUUGUGCUUACUCGGUACGGAGGUAAUUUCCGAGGAAUCAAGGUACAAAGGGCGCAAGAAUUAGGUGCAGCUGGGGUGCUUAUCUACAGCGAUGUGCGGGAUGAUGGUACUGUCACUGUUCAGAACGGCUACAAGCCAUACCCUCAUGGACCUGCGCGCAAUCCUAAGGCCGUCCAGCGAGGAAGUGUACAAUUUCUAUCCAUGUAUCCCGGAGACCCGACCACACCAGGAACUCCAGCCUACGAAAAUGCCACUCGUACAGAAGGUCUCAACAAACCUCACAUUCCGAGUCUUCCAAUUUCCCAGGAAAAUGGAGAGAAACUUUUGAAACUCGCGAAGGAUGGCUGGAAUGGCACUGUUAGGCUGAACAAUCAAGUUGAUGAGAGGGUCAUGCCCAUCUGGAACACUAUGGCGAUUAUACCGGGAUAUAUCAAAGAUGAAGUCGUGAUGCUUGGGAACCACCGGGAUGCCUGGGUUAUGGGCGCCGCUGAUCCCACCAGUGGAACAGCUUCUAUUCACGAGACUAUUCGGGGCUUUGGUGCACUUAUGAAGAAGGGAUGGAAGCCCUUACGGACCAUUCUGAUUGCUAGCUGGGACGCCGAAGAGUACGGUCUCAUCGGGAGUACCGAGUGGGGCGAAGACUUUUCCGAGUUCGUUGAUAAAUAUGUCGUUGCAUAUCUUAACCUUGAUGGUUCUGCUAGCGGUUCUCGCUUCCAUGUCCAAGCCUCGCCUUCUCUUGCACACCUUACCUAUAGCGCCGCCCUAGAUGUUCCUCACCCCACUGAAGAAAACAAGACCCUUUGGGACGCGACUCAAGAUUCAGGGAAGUACUUUGGUGCUAGGGAGGAUGGUAACGCCGUACUAGAUUCUGAGGCUGUCGCUGUUUACGAAGCGUCAAUCAAUGCUCAGGAUGAGCUUGGAGUUGGAGUACUUGGUUCUGGUAGUGAUUACACCAUCUUCUUGCAGAGAAUCGGGGUUGCAAGCAUGAACCACGGCUUUAGUCAAACUCCGAAUGAUGCAGUGUAUCAUUAUCAUUCUGUGUACGAUUCCGAGCUUUGGGAGGAGACGUACGCUGAUCCAGGUUUCCACCGUCAUGUUGCUGUCGCUAAACAUCUCGGGCUCGUCGCCCUCCGCCUAGCUGGAUCCGUUGUUCUUCCACUGAACACCACGCACUACGCAUAUGAGCUCGAAAGUUAUUUGGACAAAGUCAAAGCACUUGCACUUGCUCAAUCCACAAAGAUCGAGGUUGAUUUAUCACCCUUACGCAACUCGGUUCAUUCCCUCCAAGCCGCGAGUCAGGCGCUCGACUAUGAGAAAUUUGUUGCUGAACGCGAGCUGAGGAAAAUCCUCAAGAAAUGGCACAAAAAGGGCCACAAAAUUCGAAAACUACGUAGAAAAGCUCGGAAGACUUAUUGCAAGAUGUUGAAGAAAGUUUUUGGCAAGGAGUGUCCUUCUCAUCAUCACUCCGAAGAACCCCAUCAACCCCCCCGCCGCGAAGAGGAUGUAUCUCAAGGUCCGAAGAUCGUCAGUUCUGGCAGGGAAGUGGCACGCGAUCUGUACCAUCCCAUUUCUGAGAGGCGAGAGCAGUGGCAGGAACGCCGCGAAAUUAUGCAAGGUCUUGCCCUCUACUUUGGUGUGGAGCUCCCGCCGCCACUUCCUUCCAGUGGCGAGCACACGUGCGGAAAGUCUGCUGGUCGACCCCAUUUUCCUUUACCGAAAAUCUUGAAGGCGAUGAAGCGGAUUCGUACCGUUAACCAGAAGCUUGUCGCAUUCGAACGAGGUUUUAUCUCCGAGGAUGGUCUUCCCUCCAGAGAGUGGUAUAAACAUCUUGGCGUUGCACCAGGACGAUGGUUGGGAUACGGGGCUACCACAUUACCUGCUCUAACUGAAUCUAUCACGCUUGAUAAAAACUCGACGUUGGCGAAACACGAAGCUGAUCGUCUUCAGACCCUCGUGGACAAGCUUGUGGCAACGAUUCGGGUCUAAUACCCUAGGUAAGUAUGAUGAGAAGAUGUAAACUGUAAUAUAAGUAUAUAACAUUUGUACUUUCAUUUCGCCGCUGAUAGGUUCUUCCGAAGACCAUCAUGCGUCUUUCUUUCGCUGUUAAAUGAUAUUUGUUGUCUUGAAUUCACUGUUCCUCUCCGUUCGGACUGUGAUGAAGUGAUUAUUUAAAUCAAAUCAACGACUUGU